Molecule: messenger RNA, 2852 nt
Organism: Rattus norvegicus (Norway rat)
Lineage: Eukaryota; Metazoa; Chordata; Mammalia; Rodentia; Muridae
Source: RefSeq, a predicted model, not a curated record
CUACUGUUUCCGUCGGAAGUCGCCUCUAUCGCGGGCACUGAUGACGCCAUGGACGCGCCGGAAGUCUCCGGGAGCGCUCAGCCGGGGUCAGCUGGCAGCGGCUGACAGUUGGCCAGGCUUGGGCCACUUCCAGCCUCCUGGAACAGUCAUGUCGCCGGUUUUGCGUGUGCCGAAUUCAUAGUGCUGCCCCAGCAGAGCUGCUAUCUGAAUUCUCCGUGGAUGUGGCAAAGGGGAAUGAACGCUAACGGUGUCGCUGGAAGUGUCCGACCUAGAGAAAUAUGUAGACUGGAAACCUGUUACCUUGUGGAGAACCGUUGCCUUAAGGGACUGUGAUGGAGAAUGACAGAGAAUGUGUGACAUCUUCCACAUGCCUGCAAGCAUUCACUUUCGAGCACUGCCCCACCAAACAUCAGACACCGAAGAAAAGGAAAGUAAAACAUGUAUCUGGUGGUCAAGCAGUUCAGUAUAGUCCCAGCACAGGGGAGGAGGUGACAAACAGUAGGCUCUGUUGGACUUGCUGGCCAGCCAGUCUAGCUGAGUUUGUGAGCUACAGGUUCAGAGAGAGAGAGAGAGAGAGAGAGAGAGAGAGAGAGAGAGAGAGAGAGAGAGAGAAUGAAUGAGAAUGUCUCAAAAGAUGUGGAAAAGGGCAGGGGUGGUGGCUCCAAGAUAGAUUGCUUGCCCAGCGUACAUGACAUGAAGUCUGAGGUUCAAUUCUCAAUAUUGACGGGGGUGGGAAGGAACCCAUUGGACUUGACUUGCCUUGACCAAUUCUUUGGGAUGGAGAGCUAGCUUAGCAAAGUACUUGUCAUGCAAGUGUAAAGACCAGAGUUCAAAUCCCCAGAACAUAUAUAUAGAAGCCUGCUGUAGCAGUGUGUGUCUACAUAAUUCCAGUUUCCCCACUGUCUGUGAAAUAGGAGAGUCCUCAGAAACACACAGGCUGGCCGGCCUGGUGGACGCCACAGAGAGCAAGCAGGAAACCGCGUCUCAAACAAGCAGGGUCUGGGCCUGGUCACACACACCUUUAAUUUUAGCACUUAUGAUGCAGAGGCAGGUGGAUCUCCGUUGAGGCCAGCUUGGUCUGUGUAGUGAGACCUUAUCUCAAGCACCCACAAAAGUAAUAACCAGGCCUCAGCACUAGUGAGAUGUCUGUUGGGUAAGGGUAUCUGCUGCCAUGCCUGAAGAGCCUGUGUUUGUCCCCAGGACUCACGUGAUGGAAAGAGAGAAUCAGCUCCCCAAAGUUGUCACACACACACACACACACACACACACACACACACACACACACACACUCUGUGGUACUCACAUGUGCACAGAGACAACAAUGUAGUGUAAAAUAAGGUGAAGCAUGAUUGAGGAAGAUACCCUAUCUCGACCUUGGGCUCAGGCACACAGAAACAUGUCUGUGCACACCUGCAGACACAUGUGCACACACAGACAUGUGCACACACUGCCUACAGACAAACUAAUGAAGGGAUUUGUUGCCUCAAAGGCAGGCCUCGAGGGCUGGGGAUUUAGCUCAGUGGUAGAGCGCUUACCUAGGAAGCGCAAGGCCCUGGGUUCGGUCCCCAGCUCCGAAAAAAAGAACCAAAAAAAAAAAAAAAAAAAAAAAGCAGGCCUCUUUGUUCAUCUUGAGAAUGGCCUAGGGCUUACCCACCGAUCUGAUCGUGAAUCUCAACUGCAGGAGUGAACCCGGGGCCGGAAUACGUGCUGGGGAGAAAUCCCUCAGCAGCAGCUGCUCAUGCUGUCUCUUCCUUCACAGCCUCCAGCAUGGACUUCCUGGUUCUCUUCUCGUUCUACCUGGCCUUCUUACUGAUUUGUGUCAUCAUGAUCUGCAUCUUCACGAAAAGCCAGCGUUUGAAAGCUGUGGUCCUGGGAGGAGCACAGGUAUGCGCCCGUGUAACCCCACAGUGCUUCCAGAGGGCCGUGCAGACGCUCCUUCAUCAGCUCUUCCACACACGCCACCCGGCCUUCCUUGCCUUGCACCUGCUCCUGCAAGGGCUAGUUUACGCGGAAUACACCUACGAAGUCUUCAGCUACUGCCGCGAGCUGGAGUUCUCCCUGCCUUGCCUUCUCCUGCCCUACGUGCUGCUGAGUGUGAACCUGGUCUUCUUCACCCUGACUUGUUCCACCAAUCCUGGAACCAUCACUAAAACGAACGUGUCAUUACUGCUGCAAGUCUAUGAAUUCGAUGAGGUGAUGUUUCCAAAGAACUCGAGGUGCUCCACCUGUGACUUAAGGAAACCAGCGCGCUCCAAGCACUGCAGGGUGUGUGACCGGUGUGUGCACCGCUUCGACCAUCACUGUGUUUGGGUGAACAACUGCAUUGGGGCCUGGAACACCGGGUACUUCCUCAUCUACCUCCUGACACUGACAGCCUCUGCCGCCACCAUAGCCAUCCUGAGUGCCGCCUUUCUGCUCCGCCUAGUGGCAGUGUCAAAUCUCUACCAGGAAACUUACCUGGAUGACUUGGGGCGUUUCCAGGCUGUGGACACAGGCUUUCUCAUUCAGCACCUGUUCCUGGCUUUCCCAAGGAUUAUCUUCCUGCUGGGCUUUGUCAUCGUCCUGAGCUUGCUCCUGGCUGGCUACCUGUGCUUUGCUUUGUACCUGGCUGCCACCAACCAGACCACAAAUGAAUGGUAUAGAGGCGACUGGGCCUGGUGCCAGCACUGGCCUCUGGUGGCCUGGUCCCCAUCAGCCGAGCCCCAGAUCCACCAGAAUAUUUAUUCCCAUGGGCUUUGGAGCAACCUUCAAGAGGUCUUUAUACCUGCUACCCCCAGUUACAAGAAAAAGAAGAGAUAGAAGGGAGGUGUCCAGCCUUUUGAAUACAGUACACAGCUAUUUGUACUCAUGGA